AUGUUUAAGACAUUUACGAAUUUCUUCUUCUUCUUCUUCUUCUUCUUCAUUCUUCUUCUUCUUCUUCUUCUUCUUCUUCUUCUUCUUCUUCAUUGCAUAUCUACACCAGAUGACUGCUACAAAUUGAUGCACAUGCGUUUCCAUCUUCUUCUUUUCUAUCUUCUUCUUCUACUACUACUACAUCUUCUUCUUCUUCUUCUUCUUGUAUAUCUUCUUUUCUAUCUUCUUCUUCUCCUUCGUCUUUCUUCUUCUUCUUCUUCUUCUUCUUCCAAUUCCAUAUUUACACCAGAUGACUGCUAUGAAUUGAUGUUUCCAGAAACGGUUCUUUCCGUUGUCAUUUCUUUUCAUACGCCAUCCCGCCGUCCAUGGAAUUGUUUUUUCAUAAUCCAUACAGCUGUUCAGGGAAUUGUCUUUCAUACAACAUCGCGCCGUCCAUGGAAAUUUCAUUUAGAAUCUAUCGCACCAUCCAUGGAAUUUUCUUUUGGAAUCUAUCGCACCGUCCAUAGAAUUAUCUUUCAGACACCAUCAUACCUUCCAUAUAAUUUUCUUUUAGAAGCCAUCGCGUCACCCAUAGAAUUAUCUUUCAGACUCCAUCCCGCUUUCCAUGGACUUUUCUUUUAG
Acanthosepion pharaonis is the source of this 621-nucleotide messenger RNA. NCBI's taxonomy places the organism in Eukaryota, Metazoa, Mollusca, Cephalopoda, Sepiida, Sepiidae. The record is from the annotation of a GenBank genome assembly.